Molecule: messenger RNA, 999 nt
Organism: Helobdella robusta
Lineage: Eukaryota; Metazoa; Annelida; Clitellata; Rhynchobdellida; Glossiphoniidae
Exons: 5
Coding region: 1-999 (332 amino acids)
Source: RefSeq, a predicted model, not a curated record
AUGGAGCCAGCACCUCAAAGAGGCAUGAACGGAAGCGGAACAUUUCAACGUAGGAGAACAAGGGGGAUGAACAGUCGCGAGAUCUUCUCGAACAUCAGCUCUCCCAUCAUCAAAGCCAGGCUGCUGGCCGGUAGAAGGAUUGCCAUCAAGUACAGAAAGUCUCACAUCAAAGCACUCCAAAAAAGAGAAUUUGAUAAAUUACGCAAUUUAGUUCCCUGGCUGAAGAAAAAUAAUCCUUGUGAAGAGUGCAGAUGCCUCAACUUCCAGACAAACACUAGACAUAACAACAACAACAUUAACAACAACGAAAUUAACGACAAGGACAACAAUAACGACAGUUCUGAAUGUAGUUGUUAUAAAAAAAAUUAUGAAUUUGGAAAAACGCAGAAAAAAAUUACAAGGAAACAACAACAAAGUACUCAAGAGCAUCAACAUGAGUUUGAAGGAGCACAACUUGCAAAUGCUUGCCAUCACGGGGCACAUCCUGACGAGAAUGUUCAGCAAACAUUUGCAACUUCCUCUCCACAAACAAAUCUUAAAAUACAAAUAAGUAGAAACGAAGCUGGUGAACUGGCAAAAAUGCUAUUCCUAACGACGCAAAGACACAACCAUCUCGCAGAAAAUUCGACAGAAUUAGAUGAGACGUUGAAAGAAAAAUAUUCAUUGUCCUUGUCUCUUUCAUCGUUCCCAGCACCAUCGUUAUUACAUUCAUCACCAACGUCGUUAUUGCUACCUUUGCCAUCAUCGACGUCAUCUCUGACGUCACUUCCUCUCUGUUUACAUAACAAUGACAAUCCAGCGCUUUCAGAUUCAUCUUCAUUUUCGUCACCAUCGCCAUUAUUGCGUACAUCACCAACAUCAUCAUCGUGCUCAUCACCAUUUCUCUCAUCGCCUCCACUAGUUUGCAUAAACGACCGACAAGUACCCUCCUACAUCAUCCAAUCCAACAUACUCAGCGAUCUGAAGAACAGUUACAAUUUAUGCGUGAAAUUCAAAUGA